AUAAGACCCGAAAAUUCUCAUUCAUCUGCAUCCUCUUUCUCUUAUAGAACUCUCACCCCUACUCAUAGAGACCGCUGCCCAUUGCUCUCGCCAUGCCGCUCAAGAGCCUCUUCAGCAAGUCGCCGGAAACCUCGACCCUCGACCCUACCUCCCACGCCGACGUCGGGGGCGGUAUCUACCCCGAAGAGCAAAUUCAUCGUUCCAUCACCCACGAAGAUGCUCACGACUCGCCCACCAUCUUUGGUGAAAAGUCGCCGGGUGUGAGGAGGAUUGAGAUCAUCACGUCGUGCUUUACCAGCUGGCACAAGUACAUCUUGUUCGUGGGAGUCUUCUUAACGGCUUACGCAUACGGACUCGACCUCACACUCAGAAGCACCUACCAGAACUAUGCCCUCGCCAGUCUCGGUACUUCCGCCCAAGUCUCCACCGUCACCGUCGUUCGCUCUAUUGUUGCUGCUGCCGUCCAGCCCGUCUACGCCAAGAUCAGUGACUACUUUGGCCGAGUCAGUAUCCUAUUCAUCAGCGUCAUCUUCUAUCUCGUCGGAACCAUCGUAACAGCCACAGCAUCCAACCUCGCGGCAUACUGUGGCGGCUCCGUGCUCUACCAAUUCGGCUACACCGGCGUCCAGCUGCUCGUCGAAGUCAUCAUCGCCGACAUCACCUCCCUCCGCUCCCGUCUCAUCUUCUCCUACAUCCCCGCCACGCCCUUCCUUAUCAACGCCUGGAUCUCUGGCAACGUCGCUUCCGCCGUGCUGGGCCGUACUACCUGGGGCUGGGGUAUCGGCAUGUGGGCCAUCAUCUUCCCCGUCACUAUCCUGCCCCUUCUCUUCUCCCUUAUCGCUGCUGAAUGGCGUGCCAAGCGUAAAGGUCUCUUGCGCAAUAUCCCCUCUCCCUUCCGUACUCUCAUGAAGCCCCAGACAUGGUCCGACAUUUUCUGGCAGAUUGAUAUUCUUGGCCUCUUCCUCCUCGCUGCCGUGCUCGCCCUCAUCCUGCUCCCCUUCACCCUCGCCGGAGGUACUUCCAAUCUCUGGCGAACCGCGCGAGUCAUUGCGCCGCUCGUUGUCGGGUUCGUCGUCGCUCUUCCCGCUUUCGUACUUUGGGAGCUCAAGGGCGCAAGACAUCCCUUGCUGCCUUUCGACAUUUUAAAAGACAGGCAAGUCAUCUGUGCAUUGUUGAUCGCCAUGCUCCUCAACACUGCUUGGUAUACCCAAGGCGACUAUCUCUACUACACCCUGAUCCUCGCAUUCGACCGUGAUAUCAUCUCGGCAACCCGAGUCACCAGCAUCUACUCUUUCGUAUCCGUCGUCAUCGGCGUCUGCCUCGGGUUCGUCGUACGCUACGUCCGCCGCCUCAAAUGGUUCAUCGUCGCCGGUACCCUCCUCUUCGUAAUCGCUUUCGGCCUCUUGAUCCGUUACCGCGGCGGAUACAGUCCCGCCGACUUUGCCGGUCUUGUAGCUGCCGAAGUCAUCCUCGGUAUCGCCGGCGGCCUGUUCCCCUACCCAACCCAAGUCCUGAUCCAAAGCGCCGUCUCCCACGAACGCACCGCCACCGUAACCUCCCUCUACCUCGCCUCCUACUCUGUCGGCUCCGCCCUCGGCAACACCAUCGCCGGCGCCAUCUGGACCAACACCAUGCCCUCCCACCUCCUCAACGCCCUCAACCGCUACUCCGUUUCGGACGCCUCCACCCUCGCUGCUUCGGCUUUCGCCGACCCCGUUACGAUCACGACCAACUACCCGCCGGGAACGCCGGUGAGAGAGGCGGUGGGAGAGGCGUAUAGGGAGGUGCAGCGGUAUUUGACGAUUACGGGGAUUUGCUUGAGUACGGUCAUUGUGGGGAUUGCGUUGUUGUUGAGGAACCCGAGGUUGGGCGACUUGCAGAGUUUGCCAGAGGAGGAGCGAGAGGGUGAUAAGGGGGUGGAGACGGGGAGAGGGGCGGGGUACGGCGGAGAGAAGGCGGGAGUGAGUAGGAGUGAGAAGACUGGAGAGUCGCAGUAG
This is a messenger RNA of Cryptococcus amylolentus CBS 6039, 1997 nucleotides long. RefSeq lists its product as hypothetical. NCBI's taxonomy places the organism in Eukaryota, Fungi, Basidiomycota, Tremellomycetes, Tremellales, Cryptococcaceae. The record is from RefSeq and is a predicted model, not a curated record. Gene Ontology annotation, molecular function: transmembrane transporter activity. The coding region runs from base 93 to 1997 and encodes 634 amino acids. The transcript is spliced from 4 exons. Gene Ontology annotation, biological process: transmembrane transport.